AUGGGCGCCGACGAGAAGACGCGCGUUUCGGGCGAGGUCCCUCGCGGAGAGAACAACGGUUCUAUCCUGCCCACCACGAAUCCUGACCUCGAGAAGUCUCAACCUCCUAAGGCUUCGAUUCAUCCUGUAUUUUACGUUGUUGUUUGGAUUUCACUGUCCUCUUCCGUCAUUCUCUUCAACAAAUGGAUUCUCGACACACUCAAAUUCCGUUACCCGGUCAUUUUGACGACCUACCAUUUGACCUUCGCGACUAUAAUGACCCAGAUCCUUGCUCGGUGGACUCACGUUCUUGACGGACGCAAGUCGGUCAAAAUGACUGGUCGUGUCUACGUACGGGCUAUUGUUCCCAUCGGCGCCUUCUUCAGUUUGAGUCUGAUCUGCGGUAACUUGACCUACUUGUACCUGUCUGUCGCUUUCAUCCAGAUGCUCAAGGUAGGAACACCGCCACACUUCAAAAUCGUCAAGCACUAA
Colletotrichum truncatum is the source of this 471-nucleotide messenger RNA. Its product is annotated as DUF250 domain membrane protein. Gene Ontology annotation, molecular function: antiporter activity. Lineage: Eukaryota; Fungi; Ascomycota; Sordariomycetes; Glomerellales; Glomerellaceae. Gene Ontology annotation, cellular component: endosome; Golgi apparatus; trans-Golgi network. The record is from RefSeq and is a predicted model, not a curated record.